Magallana angulata is the source of this 10536-nucleotide messenger RNA. Its product is annotated as multiple epidermal growth factor-like domains protein 6. The transcript is spliced from 24 exons. Gene Ontology annotation, molecular function: protein tyrosine phosphatase activity; scavenger receptor activity. The record is from RefSeq and is a predicted model, not a curated record. Gene Ontology annotation, biological process: protein dephosphorylation. Bases 461 to 9922 code for a protein of 3153 amino acids. NCBI's taxonomy places the organism in Eukaryota, Metazoa, Mollusca, Bivalvia, Ostreida, Ostreidae.
ACCCUGGAUCAGACAACAAUGGGCGCCCAAUCAUCCGGAACCGCUCUUGCACAACGGCAUACUCUAGAAUACACAUUUAAUUCUGCGUAUAGGAAUAAUUCGGAUCGUUCGGAACCUUUAAUUCAAGAAAAGGGUGUGGACUUCGCAGAAUAUGGAAACGGGCGUCUGACGUUCAAAUGCGAUCUUUUUUCUGUGGGUACUAAUUGUCCUGGGACUCGGGCUCGGAGUCCUGUCACACCUGCUCGGAACUCAUUGAAAAUACAUAGGAUAUUUCUCUCCUCUGUGAUAGGCUGAUCGAUCUGCUGGUGCUGUGAGCGCCGUCGAUUUUAAUCUACCUAAAGAUUUGGAAGACAUUAAAUGACGGUGGGACAUAAUCGAUUAAUUGCGUGAUGCUGUGAGUGACAGAAAGGGAUAGAGAGAAAGAAAGAAUAUAGAGGAGGACAUUUACUGAGAUUAAAUCAUGGCAUCUCAGAUGGUGCAAUUGGGAUUAUUUAUCUUCUGUGUGGGCUUUGCACUUGUUUCAGGUCAGUGCAACAUUCCGAAUUGUGACAGUUGUUCGUCCAGCGACUUGACGUGUGCCCGAUGUGUCAGUGGUUACUACCCAUACUUCGCCACGUGCACGGCUUGUAGCAAGGGAUGUGUUAAUGUAACAUCCGGGCCCACAUGUGAUGCAACUUCCGGGAUAUGUGCCAGAGGAUGCACGCCUGGAUGGGUCGGUGAAAAGUGUGAUAGAUGUGACAGCAACUAUUAUAAGGCGGGAGACACGUGCUACAAGUGUAGUGAUCACUGCGUGAGUUCAUGCGACGGGACGACUGGAAGCUGUUUUGGUGGAUGUCGGGAAGGGUACUGGGGAACUCGCUGCGAGAACACGUGUAGUCCGUUUUGCCAAGGAAACGCGUGUUUUUACACCAACGGCACGUGCAUAAACGGAUGUAUCAAUGGAUUUUACGGUCUUCCGUGCGAGACGCCAUGUGGAGCUUGCCCCUGUGACAGAACGCAGGGCACCUGCGUUGGUUCAUGCACAGUUGGAUUUUACGGAGAACAGUGCGACAAACGAUGUCAAGCGAGCUGUUUCGAUAACAGGUGCGAACGAGUAAGUGGACGUUGUACUUCCGACUGCCCCACUGGCUUCUACGGUGAUUUCUGUUCAAAGAACUGUAGUACGGGCUGCGACGGAGCGUGUAACCGAGAUACUGGGACCUGCUCCACCGGUUGUAAACGGGGCUUUUACGGCGACACCUGUGUAAAUCAGUGCAACCCAAACUGUCAAAAUGGAUACUGUGGCCGAUUCGACGGAAACUGUCAGGGGCUAUGUGUUGAUGGAUUUUACGGUGAUCAGUGCGCUAAGCGGUGUCCAAGCACCUGUUCCGGAAACUGCGACCAAACGACGGGAUCCUGCUCGGGUGAGUGUCAGGCCGGACGGUAUGGGGAAUUCUGUGAAAAGUUCUGUACAGUAGGUUGCUCUUCAGGCACAUGUGAUAGAAACACUGGCUUAUGCCUAUCUUCCUGUGUAUCUGGACUGUACGGGGCAUUCUGUAACCAAUCAUGUGUAAACUGCGAUUCGGUCGGUUGUGAUAAGUUAUCGGGGGUAUGUCGCGGGCAGUGUGAUCCAGGUUAUUUCGGUAGCAUGUGUAACAAAGUCUGCUCUUCCUUUUGUCUUGAUUUAUCUUGUCAAAAGAAUAAUGGAGAUUGUCUUGGGGAAUGUAAGGUCGGAUACUAUGGGUCUAACUGUUCACAAAGGUGUAGUGAGAAUUGCAACAAUUCAAUCUGUUCUAAAACAUCUGGAGAUUGUUUGAGUUGUGCCAUGGGUUUGUAUUAUGGUCCGAAAUGUCAAACUCCAUGUGGAGUGUGCGAUCACGAAGGUUGCAAUUCUGAAACAGGAGCUUGUCUUGGAUCAUGUGAACCUGGUUAUUAUGGGGACAAAUGUAAAGGGUUGUGUAAUUCAAAUUGUGAAUAUGAAGCUUGCGACCGCACAACUGCAAAAUGUCUUGGGUGUGAAACAGGUUUUCAUGGUUAUAACUGCACAAUGGUUUGCAGUACAGAUUGCCCUAUACGACAAUGCGACCAAGAUAAGGGAUAUUGUUCCCAAAAUUGCUCCAUUGGUCGAUGGGGUCAAACUUGCGAGAAUGAAUGUAGUACGAAUUGCUUUGAAAACAAAUGUGAUCGCAGCACUGGCGAUUGUUUUGCUUGCGAUGACGGUUUCUACGGUCCGAAGUGUCAGCAGUCCUGCAGUCCACAAUGCGCUUCUGGAACAUGUGAACGCAGCUUAGGGGGUUGUAUCGGUGGAUGCAAGGUCGGCUACUUCGAUUUCAAAUGCAAUUCACCUUGUGUUAUAUAUUGCAUUGGUUCUUGCAACCAGACGACUGCCUUUUGCAACAAUCCAUGUCCGCCUGGAAGAUACGGGGACUACUGUUCACUGGUUUGUCCAAAAACAUGCGCGGGAACAAAUAACACCUGCGAGAGAUCAACGGGGGUCUGUUCAAUCGGAUGCGAUGUUGGAUAUUUUGGCAACAACUGUUUAAUGGCUUGUCCUAAUUGUGAUAGUAGUGGAUGUCACAGAUCAAACGGGACGUGUGUUGCGUCAUGUAAAUUAGGUUAUUAUGGCCCCUCAUGUAAUCGUACUUGCAGUCCAACUUGCGAUGCUUCAGGAUGCGUGAAAGAUAGCGGGUUUUGUCGGGGUAGCUGUAGGGUUGGUUAUUUUGGAAGCUUUUGUGAAAACCAAUGCAACACGAACUGCGACUCUGCUGGUUGCCACAGGACCUCUGGAGUGUGCCUUGGAUCGUGUAAGCCUGGUUACUACAAUCCGACCUGUUCCGGUGUUUGCAGCUCACAUUGCAGAAACGGAACAUGCGAACGUUUUAAUGGAACAUGCUCCGAGUGCGAAGUUGGUUACUAUGGAUCUUUUUGUAACUCAACUUGCAGUAAAUGUGACAGCCAGGGAUGUAACCAAGCCGAAGGGAAAUGUUUUGGUAACUGUGAAAUUGGGUUUUAUGGAGACAAAUGUGACAAGGUUUGUCCCAGCAAUUGCAUCACUGCAUCAUGCGAGAAGUCAAAUGGAUAUUGUUCAGCAUGUAAAGAUGGAUAUUUCGGUAUGAACUGCUCAUCUACUUGUAAUUCGUUUUGCAUCAGCAAUAAAUGCAACCAGACUUCAGGAUACUGUACGUUUGAUUGUCCGAGUGGAUAUCGAGGUUUAUUUUGCAAUGAACAGUGUGAUUCAGCAUGCGCUGACAACACAUGCAACCGAUUCACGGGUGCCUGCGUUGGGAGUUGCGAGACCGGAAAAUACGGAGAACUCUGUGAACAAAUGUGUAAUUCGAACUGUGGUGGAGGUACUUGUCUAAAGGACUCAGGGACGUGCAUUGGGGGUUGUAAAGUAGGCUUUCAUGGCCUAAUGUGCAAUGCUGUCUGUAGCGCUCAGUGUGCUUCCUCAUGUGAUCAAACAGCAGGUACCUGCGACGGGGCGUGUAAGGUGGGUCAUUAUGGAAGCUUUUGCGAAAGACCAUGUAACACUUUCUGCAAAGGAGAUGCGUGUGACAAAGUCACCGGAGCUUGCUCGAGUGGAUGUGAUCUGGGAUACUAUGGAACGUACUGUAAUCAAUCUUGCAGCAACUGUGAUGCACAGGGCUGCAACGAUCGAACUGGUAAUUGUCUAGGACAAUGUGACGUGGGUUUCUAUGGCUCACAAUGCAACUCUUCGUGCGCAACUACCUGUCUAGAAGCUUGUCAGAAAACAACUGGACUUUGCUCAGGUUGUCCAACUGGCUAUUAUGGAGAUUAUUGUCAGCAGCAAUGUAUGACUUGCGACAGUAUGGGAUGUUCUAUUUCAGAUGGUACGUGUCUGGGGUUUUGCAAAAACAACAUGUACCACGAUCAGUACUGUAGGUCCAUAUGUGGACAGAAUUGCGAAAAUGGAACUUGUAACAAGGAAACGGAAUAUUGUGAUUCAUGUGUGCAAGGUUUUUAUGGUCCAAAGUGUACAUUACGAUGCAAUGGGAAUUGUCAGCAAAAUUCAUGUAGACGAAGUGAUGGGUAUUGUACAUACCCCUGCUCAGAACGAUAUUACGGUCCAACCUGCACAUCGAUAUGUAGCAUUUACUGUAGCAACGGUUGCAAUCGACAGACAGGCGUCUGCAAUGCUUGCACAGCUGGUCGUCAUGGCGACUUUUGUAAUAAUACAUGCAGCAGUACUUGUGCAUCCGGUAUCUGUGAAAAACAGAAUGGAAAUUGUGUUGGUUCAUGUGUCCCAAAAUAUUAUGGCGAUAAAUGUACUUCUGAGUGUAGCACCUCCUGUGCAACUAGCUGUAACAGAACAACAGCAUAUUGUAUUGGCGACUGCAUACCUGGACACUAUGGUAACUUUUGCGAAAUGGACUGUAGCUUUGGAUGUAUUGGUCAAGUCUGCGCUAGAAGUAAUGGGGUCUGCGGAAGUGGCUGCAAAGCUGGAUACUGGGGUGUGUUCUGUAACAACACCUGUCAAUCUUGUGACGCUAAUGGAUGCUUUCAGAAUAACGGAACAUGUGUAUCCCAGUGCUUGCCUGGUUUCUACGGAGCAGACUGUACACGAAACUGUAGUUUAACAUGCAAGGACAGCAGAUGCGAUCGCUCAACAGGUGCCUGUACUGAAUGUAAGGAUGGCUAUUAUGGAGAACGAUGCAAUUUCAAUUGCAGCACUGGUUGUUUGAACAAUGCUUGCACGCAGUAUUCGGGGGUGUGUAAAUCUAGUUGCAAACCCGGGUUUUAUGGAACAAGCUGUAAUAGGGUGUGUGUGGGUUGUAGCGAGUGUAUUCAGAGUACUGGGGACUGUGCAAAUUGUACUCAAGGUUUUUAUGGAACAAACUGCCAAUACGCAUGCAGUUCUUUUUGCAAAUUGUCCUCUGCUGAACAAUUAAUAUGUGACAAAGACAGUGGAGCAUGUGCAUAUCAAUGCAGAGAUGGAUGGUGGGAUGCAAAGUGCGACCAACCCUGCAAUAAUGCAGUAGGUUGUCAAAGUACCGCUUGUGACAUCAAUACCGGGCACUGCUUGACAACAUGCAAGGAUGAAUACUUUGGAAAUCGGUGUGAACAACGUUGCAGCGCAACAUGUUCAGGUGGAAAAUGUGAAAAAAUUUCGGGUACUUGUUCUAUUGGCUGCGAUAACGGUUACUACGGACCAACGUGUUCUUUGACCUGUCCGCAAAACUGUUUAAUCUGCGAUUUUCAAACAGGAACUUGUAUUUCCUGCUUAAAAGGUAAAUACGGUAGCACUUGUCAAUUUAACUGUAGCAGUACGUGCAGAGUUACUUCAGAUAGCCAACAAACCUGUGAGAAAUCAUCAGGUAACUGCUUAAAUGAUUGUACCAAUGGAUACUUUGGUGAUAGGUGUAUACAGCCUUGUCCAGGUCGAUGUGUGAGUGGCAGUUGCAACAGAGCAAACGGACAAUGCGCCGGUGAUUGUAUGAACGGAUAUUAUGGUCUCUUCUGUAACCAAAGUUGUGCAAACUGUUCUGAGGUCAGUGGUCAAAAAAUGUGCCAUCGUUCCACAGGAGUUUGCACCGACGGGUGUAAACUCGGAUUCUUUAACGAUCGCUGUUCGAAGCUUUGUUCAUUUGAUUGCCAAUCAUUUGCUUGCUCGGGUACCGAGAGAAACUGCACUUUGGGAUGCAUACAGGGUUUAUUUGGAUCCGAUUGUACAUCGAAGUGCAACCCAAACUGCGUCAACGAUCUUUGCGAGAGGACCUCCGGGGAAUGUACGGUUGGAUGUCGAUCAGGAUUUUAUGGAACGCUGUGUGAUCGAAGCUGUAAAACAGCAGGAUGUGCUAGCGGAAGCUGUGAUCGUCAAACAGGUGCUUGUCAGACAAGUUGUUUAGCAGGUUACUUUGGACCCUACUGCAACUCAACCUGUCCUCGAUGUGAUUACCUCAGUUGUGACAAGACAACAGGUGCCUGCAUUGGGGACUGCAAGGCGGGUUUUUACGGAUCAAACUGUGAACUAAAAUGUAGUCAAAACUGCAAUGGCUCAAGUUGCGACAGGUCCUCUGGCAGAUGUACCAACGGUUGUUCAGCUGGAUGGUAUGGGGAGCAAUGUAACCAGCAAUGUCCGAUUAAUUGCAAUCAAGGCUUUUGUAAUCGUGUCUCGGGUAACUGCAACUCUUGCAAUGAUGGCCAUUAUGGAAUAAAAUGCGAAUUGUUUUGCAGUACCAACUGCAUAAAUCCGUUUUGCAAUUUUACAGAUGGGACAUGCGUUGACUGUGCUUCUGGUUGGUGGGGAAAUGCUUGCAAUGUAAGAUGCCCUGAUAACUGUGAAAAUCUAAUCUGUUCCCAGAACACUGGUAACUGCCUAACAUGUAAACCUGGUUUUUACGGCACCGACUGUAGACUUACUUGUUCUGGGUGUGCAUCAUUCAAUGGUGAGUCCAACUGCUUGCAAUUAGAUGGUACUUGCCUGAACAAAUGUAACCCGGGAUUUUAUGGAAGUAUGUGUACAGGAGUUUGCAACAAUAAGUGCAAAAAUAAUAUUUGCGUAAAUUCAGCCACAAAUUGUUCUGAAGGAUGUAAGAUUGGUUUCUAUGGACAAGAUUGUCAGUCCAUAUGUAGCGCCAACUGUAUGAACUCAGAAUGCAACAAAAUUUCCGGCGCUUGUCUUCAAGGUUGCAAACCGAGAUUCUUUGGUCAAACAUGUAACCGUGCUUGUAACACCUCAUGCUUGGAUAAUUUAUGCAAUUCUGUUGAUGGACAUUGUCUUGACUGUCCAGAUCAGUACUAUGGCCAAUUUUGUGAAUCGGAAUGCCAUGCUAAUUGCCUUGGAGGUGUCUGCGAUAAGAAUGGGCGAUGUGUCAGUUGUAAAUCAGGAUAUUAUGGAGAAAUGUGUACCAAAGCUUGUGGAAACUGUACCAACUGUGACCGAACAACUGGAUGCCAAGCGUGCCCUGUAGGAAAAUGGGGAAACGCCUGUCAGUAUAAUUGCAAUGCUAACUGCCAACUGAACCAGUGCAGCAAAGAUGAUGGGACGUGCAAUUGUAAAAUUGGUUUCUAUGGAACUUCCUGUGAUAAGCCUUGCAAUAACUCUGGUAACUGUAUUACACUUGCUUGUGAAAAGGUUACGGGCGAUUGCAGCGGAAAUUGUGUUGAUGGUUGGUAUGGUAGUAAAUGUGGUAUACAUUGCCCAGAUCAUUGCAAAAACAAAGCAUGCAAUCGUCAGAAUGCAUUGUGUAGCUUUGGCUGUUCACCUGGUUAUUAUGGAGAUCUAUGUACAUCGCAAUGCCCCGUUGGUUGUUAUGAUUGCACUUCUGAUACCUCCUGUUUGUCUUGUAAACCAAAUCGUUACGGAACAAAAUGUAUUAUGCAGUGCAGUGAUAACUGCAAGCUGCCCACCGAUGGGACAAGAGUGUGCGAUACAUCAACUGGAAAGUGUGUUCUUGGUUGUAGGGAUGGAUACUAUGGCGAAAAUUGCAAUAAGAAGUGUUCUUCAAAUUGUAAUAACAUUGCUUGCGAGAGAGACACGGGCAGGUGCAUUGGAAUAUGUAAAGCGACCUUCUAUGGCUUUUUCUGUAACGAAUCGUGCAAUGGGUGCGAAACUGUAGGGGGAAGUAGCUGCGAACAGCCAACUGGGCGAUGUCUGCAUGGUUGUGUUACAGGCUUUUAUGGAACCUAUUGCCGGGACCAGUGCAGUUCAAAUUGCCAAAACCAGAAAUGCGAAACAUCUAGUGACAACUGCUUAGAAGGGUGCAUCACUGGAAAGUAUGGUUUCGAUUGUAAACAAGAGUGCGACGCAAAAUGUUUCGGUGGCAAAUGCGCACGCUCGACUGGAUCCUGUGAACUAUGCCAUAGUGGAUUUGAGGGGCCAACAUGCAGCCAAAGCCUGGUGUCUUCUGAGAACAACAACCUCCCACUGAUUGUUGGGCUGUCGUCAGGCGGUGGAUUCCUGCUGAUCAUCAUCAUCGUAACAGUCUUAUGCAUGCAACAACUACGAUCAAGAAAACGUCUUGAAAGAGAGAUAGCGGUAAAACACUUCCAAGAACAAAAUGGAUGGACAUUUGAUGACGAGAGAUUGACAGCAAACCAGUUUGACAAAAUGAGUGCUUUUAAUGGCAGUAUGCACGGCGGAAGCGUGCACGGAAGUAUUCACGGAAGCCAGUUCCACGGCAGUCAAUACCAUGUUUACGACAACGAACUAGUCUCUGGUAUAGGUGAUGAUAUCGCCCUAACCGACUUCCCACAAUAUGUCUGUAAAAUGAGAGUCACAGAUGGCGCCUAUGAGAGAGCCCACAAGAAACUUCUAGUUGGUCUGAUAGCCCCGUGUCUGGAGGCACAAAAAGAAGAAAACGUGAAGAAAAACAGAUACAAAAACAUAUUUUCCUAUGACCAUUCACGUGUUGUAUUGAAGACUGAAGAGCCCUCUGAUUCACGUUACAUCAAUGCCAACUAUAUAAACGGUUAUUCAACGAAAAAAAGAUACAUUGCAGCACAAGGGCCUACCGAACACACAGUCGACGACUUUUGGACUAUGGUUUGGCAAGAACACUGCUCCACAGUAGCCAUGCUAACGAAUCUUGUUGAAUGCGGGGUGAAUAAAUGCUACCCCUACUGGCCAGACGAGAACACGGAGAGCUCCCACGCUGGAAUUAUGAUAAAGUGCAAAAGUAAAGACGUCUUUGCAGAUUUUAUCAUUAGAAGUCUUACAAUAAGUAAGGAAGGGGAAGAGAGAAGCCUGACACACUGUCAAUACACCACGUGGCCAGAUAGGGGCGUUCCCCAAUACGUCACGCCCCUAGUUGAAUAUUUACAUAUGAUCAGAUCAAUGCAAACGAACGAUUUUCCAAUGCUAGUACACUGCAGCGCUGGCUGUGGUAGAACUGGAUCCUUUAUAGCUGUCCAUUACCUGUGCCAAGAGGCGCUAAAAGAACGUAAAGUUAACGUGUUUGAAUGUAUCAAAAGAAUGAGGGAGCAACGAGUAAACAUGGUUCAAACCCCGGAGCAAUAUCACUUUGUUCAUGAAUGUAUCUUGGGGGUCUUAUUGUCUGCAAGGUGCAUCGUUAAAGCGAACCAGUUUAGGGAAUAUUACGUCAGUAUGAUGGAAAUUAAAAACGGUGCUUCCAUUAGAAAGUUGGAGCAACAGUUCAUGAACAUGAGGUCGAUGCUCCAACUGUCAGAUAAAGCUGAGAGUGCUCAUUUACCAGAAAACCUACCAAAGAACAGAACAAAUAUAGUAGCAAAUGACUCUUCUCGAGUGUUCCUUUGGUCAAGCGUCAAGGGUUGCAACGAUUAUAUCAAUGCCAUAUAUAUUCCGAAUUACAGACAACGGUAUGCGUAUAUUAUUACGGAGAUGCCACAGGUUCAUACCAUUAUAGAUUUCUGUAGACUUCUGCAACAAGAAGAAUGUCGCACCAUUGUAAUGUUGAAUAGUGGAUUCACCGAUACACAGGACGGUAAGUACUGGGCCGAUCCAGGAGAGAGUGUGGUUUGUGGACCAUUCCGGCUGACGGUGAAGACUGUGAGUGAAGAUGAACACUGUAUUUGCCGGAAGAUGGAGCUUCAUUACAGUAUCGGGAGUGAACAGGACAGUGUUAAUUUGGUAGAUGUUGAAGGGGUAAUGGAAAUUCGACAAUAUCAUCUAAAAUCCUGGCAGGAUACAGGACCAGUUCCGGAUUCCGAGUUUGCUAUACUCAAUGUAAUAAACAGAAUACAGUUAUGGCAACAUGAAGCUGGAAACCAUCCAAUUAUUGUACACUGCAGAAAUGGUGCAGAAAGAAGUGGCUUGUACUGCUUGUGUUCAAUAGCUAUAGACAGGAUUAAUUCGGACGGAACGGUCGCUAUGCCCUUAAUGCUAAAUCAUCUGCGGUCGAGAAGAAAACAAUUGGUGCCGUAUUUUGCCCAGUACAAGUUUUGCCAUGACGUUGUAGAACGAUAUAUAUCACAGAUGAAGCAUCGGUCAUCUCUGACGUAAUAUUACGAAGAAAAUGGAUAUUUUAUUGAUAUAACUCAUAAAAAGGUGCUUGUUUCAAACACAUUUGCAUUGCAAUCAUUAUAUGAUACUUGUUUUGUUCAACAUGAAUAUUUUUAACGUUUAUUAUAUAAAAUGAUAUGUUUUUAAUUUAGAUGAAAACUUAAAUAGUUUUAUUAUUGAAUGAUAAAGCAGUUGCAUUUUAAUUUUAGUGAUUUGCUCUGAAAAUAUAGAUAAGUAUAUUUUUCUACAGUAUUUGCUGUUUACAGCCAAUGUAUAGACGCUUUCCCGAUAACAUCGGUACUGUUGUCUUGAAAGGCAACUCGAUAUUCAUUGCCGAAGUUUUGUAUAUAGAUAAUCUAAUGACGUAAAUGAAAACUGACGUUACAUCAUAUUUCUCCAAACUAUGUCAUUUUGCCCUGCAAAAGGGCAGUAUUGCAGUUACUGUGAAAGGGUCUUUAUGUAGAAUUGUUCAUACGGAUCGUUUGAAGAAUGCUUUUCAUUUCAAGGAUUAAACCUGAAACUGUAGCUUGUUUUUUGUCAGAAUCAAACACUUUAGAGCUUGUUUAUGUUUUACAAAAUAAAACAUGCAUAUGAAUUAAACACCAUUUAUGUUU